Molecule: messenger RNA, 555 nt
Organism: Oncorhynchus tshawytscha (Chinook salmon)
Lineage: Eukaryota; Metazoa; Chordata; Actinopteri; Salmoniformes; Salmonidae
Product: vicilin-like seed storage protein At2g18540
Exons: 4
Source: RefSeq, a predicted model, not a curated record
AGAGAGCAGCGGAAAAGAGAGAGCGAGCGGAAAGAGAGCGAGAGAAAGAGACUGAAGAAGAAAGCGGCAAGAAGGCGAAGAGAGAAGAGCGAGCGAGACGGAAAGAGAGAAGAGAGCGACGAGCGGAAAGAGAGAAGAGAAGCGAGCGAGCGGAAAAGAGAGAAGAGCGAGCCGGGCGGAAAGAGUGCGAGCGAGAGCGGAAAGAGAAAGUGCGACGAGCGGAAGAAGAAUCUGGCGGGCGGGAGAAGCGAGCGAGGAGAGCGGAAGAAGCCCAGCGACGAGAGCGAGGAAAGAAGAAGCGAGACGGAAAAGAGAGAGCGGAAGCGGAAAGAAGCGAGGAGCGGAAGAGAGCGAGAGCGGAAGAGAGAGCCGGGAGCGGAAAGAGAGAAGCGAGAGAGGAAAGAGAGGCGAGAGAGAAGAGAGAGCGGGGCGGAAGAGAGAGAGGGAGGAAGCGGAAGACGACGAAGCGGAAAAGAACGGCAGACGGAAAAAACAUGGAAAGAGAGCGCGAGAGAGAGCUGUAGACUGGAAAGAGAGCGCGAGAGAGAGCGAGAC